Contarinia nasturtii (swede midge) is the source of this 773-nucleotide messenger RNA. RefSeq names its product U3 small nucleolar ribonucleoprotein protein IMP3. Gene Ontology annotation, molecular function: rRNA binding; structural constituent of ribosome; snoRNA binding. Gene Ontology annotation, biological process: rRNA processing. The transcript is spliced from 4 exons. NCBI's taxonomy places the organism in Eukaryota, Metazoa, Arthropoda, Insecta, Diptera, Cecidomyiidae. The coding region runs from base 113 to 658 and encodes 181 amino acids. Gene Ontology annotation, cellular component: small ribosomal subunit; small-subunit processome; Mpp10 complex. The record is from RefSeq and is a predicted model, not a curated record.
CAACACAUGAGCAUAGCAAGCAUUGCUUACAUUUUGGCAUUUCGAUAUUUUCUCAAUAUAUCCAUUGCAUUUUUUCUUUGUGACUCAAAUAGUUAAUAGUUAAUCGGUGAAAAUGGUGCGUAAAUUGAAAUAUCAUGAAGAAAAAUUAUUGAAGAAGGUCGAUUUUAUGAAUUGGCCGGUCGACAAUAAUUUACAUGAAGCUAAAGUGAUGAGAAAAUUCCAUAUUCGCAAACGUGAGGAUUAUACAAAGUACAAUAAAUUAUCGCGAACGAUUCGAGACCUGGCGAAAAAGAUUAGUGAAAUCGAUGCAAAACAUCCCUUCCGAACCGAAAUGAGUGCCACAUUGUUGGAGAAAUUGUAUGUGCUUGGAUUAAUACCAACAAAGUGGGAUCUCAAUAACGCAGUCAACAUUUCGGCCAGCAGUUUUUGUCGACGACGUUUACCUGUUGUUAUGGUUCGAAAUAACAUGUCAGAGUUCAUAAAGAAUGCGACCGAUCUUAUUGAACAAGGUCAUGUUCGUGUUGGUACAGAUGUUGUUAAAGAUCCGGCAUUUUUAGUUUCACGAACACUAGAAGACUUUGUCACGUGGGUCGACAGUUCUAAGAUUCGUAGACAUGUCAUGGAAUACAAUAAUAUGAGAGACGACUUUGAAUUAUAAGACAGCACUCUAGGGCCCAAUAAAUGCACAUCUUUAGAUAUACAUAUAUAUACAAUAACUUUUAAGCAAAAAUUCAAAAAAUAAAUAAAAUACGAAAUUUUUUAUUUUUGAAAAA